AUGAGAAGUGCCCCAGUCACUCCAGCCGAGGUGAGGGCGGCUGGUAAUCCAAGUACUCCGGGAGCAACACGCUUGCCCUCCAAGACGGUCUCUUCUACUUACCCCGAGACGUCAUCUAGAGAGACUCCAGAUUCCGGGGAGCAAAGGAGCCCAGGACUGCCUCGGUCCAACACGGAACAUCACUUUACCUCCCCUGAGCUUGGUUCUGAGGGAGACACCACGCUAACCCCCAGUGUUUCCCUGCUGUCACCUGCUUCAGAUCUGGGUGAUAAAGUGCCAGGCUCCAGCACAUCCUCAGUGCAGACAGUUAACUCUUCCACGACCACGGGGAUCCCGGGGAGCCCAGAGAGGACGGAGCCCAACACAGCUGUCACGUUUCCCAUAACGGCAAGUAAUCCAGUGGCAAGUGCUGGGAGGGUCAGAAGUGCCACCUCUACCCUGGCCCGUCCAUCUACCCCAGGGGAAGAGACAGCAGGGAGCAUGCUCCCCCUCAGCACCUCCCCCGAGACCCCAGACCCGCCCAGCCUCCCCGCAGCCGGGACUUCGGCUUCGGAACCGUCGGGUGGCCCUGGAACCCUCAGCAUCACCAGUGUGUCUGGAAUGAAGACUUCAUUUUCUCCAUUCCCCUCCUCUGCCUCAGAAGAGACCAACACCCUUUUAUUUACUACUGGAGAGGAUUCAAAGAAACCUUUAAAUCCAUCUGUGUCUCCACCUGAGACCUCUGUUUCCAGAGACAAGACCACCUUGGCCUUCACCUCUGUGCCCAUGCAAGCCCUCUCAGCCGUGGACUCCUGGGCUACACGCUCAGGUGAGUACCGCUCAUCCCAUAUAGUGAAUGCCUUCAGGACCACAAACAGCACCUCCAUUGCACAGUCAGCCAACGCCACUCUUCCUAAAACUUCUCGGUUGACGAGGACCCCUGCUUUUAUUUCUGCAGCCGCCAUGUCACAGACCAACACUGUACUUCACAGCAAUGCUUGGCCCGAGACGAGUCCCAAAUUUGCAACAAGGUCGCCUCCGGCACGAAGCUCUGUGUCAGCGACUGCCCCUCUUCUUUCUGCGGCCGGCGUGGUUCCUGCAUUCAGUUCCCUAAAAACCAGCUCCACGGAAGGAGUGUCUGUGUGGCAGCCUUCAACAGACAACCCAAGAGGUCCAGCCACCGUUCCUUCCGGACCUUCCACCAGGAUGCAGCCCACAGAGGGAAAUGGUGGGGAAAGGAAGUCGGGAACAACCCACCCGCCCAUUGGAACCGCAUCUCCACCUGAGACAUCCACACAUGCCUCCCUGGCCAAGGAAAGCCGUUGGGUCUCAACGAGUGCAUCUCAGUCCACUGGUGCUUCCAGCUCAAGGACUGUACGAAGGACAAGCCACUUGGCUGGCCUCUUGUCUGGGGCCCCCUAUGAUUUGUCCUCUGGGGGGCUUACAGUUUCUGGGGAUGAAACCAGCCCACCUCUGGCUCCAGAAACAACUGCAGUUCCCUCGCCUGAUAACUCGUCUUCAUCUGCUGCUUCUGUUGCCCCAGUCCCAGUGGCCACCACAUUUUUAGCCCAGGAGGUCACCGCAAGCACUGUAGCCGGCACAGCUGAGGCUAGUAAAUGGGACAUGCCCAUAUCUUCUAGGACUUCCUCAUCACUUAGCAACUCCCCAGCCAGUGCGGACACAUGGAGGGGCGUCUCUGUUCCCCUGGCUACUCCAUCGUCAGCCCCAUCAGUGGAGCCAUCAGAAGAGAGCGUUGCUACCUCUGGCACCCGCCCAGAACCAACAGACUCAUCCGGCGUCCUCCUCAGAGAGGUGCAAACCAGUCCAGAGAGUCACACGCCCCUUGUCUCACCCUCGGUGAAGGCCACUGCGGCUGUAUCAAUAGCAAAAAUGGAGACUGAUGAAAUCUCUUACUCUUCUGGGUCGCCACCUGUGAUGUCACUUCCCGGAAAGAUCGGCACCAGUGGUACCGGGGCCUCCGCCACAUACGUCCCCCCUCCGGAUCCCAUGGUGACACGUUCAGCUCAGGUCUCUUCAUCCCAUUUGGUGAAGGAGCUCAGAACCACAGACACUUAUGCAAGAACAGAGUCCGCCAGCCCAGCUGCUCAUGCUGGAAGUCCUCAAAUCCCAAGGACACCCAGUCCCACUAGCCCAGACACGAUGGCAGGGGCCAGCACAGACACAGCUGAACGCUUCACUGGAUCCCAGGGCACAGAUCCGGCAGAAAAAUCCCCUGGAUUCGGGACACGGUCAACCCUAGGACCAGUGUCUGUCGUGGCCUCUGCCUCCCCUCCCUCUGGAAGCAGCACAUUGGAACUGACCUCUGAUGCCUCAGGUGAGUCCUUGACCCUGAGCACCAGUAACGAGAGCACAAUCACUUCUUGGCUCCGGGCUCUCAGUACGUCUCUCCCCGUGGUAACGUGGCUGAGUACCAGCUCAACAGAGGAAAGGGCCUUAAAUGCUCCCGAUGCUUCAAGUCCAAGUUCAUCCAAGACAUUUGCUACAUUUACACCUUCUGUACCUUCCCAUGAACUUGCAGAUCCAGGGGUAGACACCACUGUUCUCCAAAAUACAGAUUCGACCACCAUUUCCAGGCCUCUCCAGCACAGAAGCCGGGCAGAGCUCCUCUCGGCCCCUCCCCAUUACCUCUCCAUCGACAGAGCCCACAUCCCCAGCAGCACUGACCACCUCAACACCCAAGAGAAGACUCACAUCAGAGGCAACAAGACCAGCCGGCUCCGUGUCUCGAGACGAGACGAGCUCACCCCCAAGGCGGACUGCAGAGGCACUGAUGGGACUGUGGUGUCCGUUACUCACUUCCCCACAUAUGAAAGUUCCUCAUGGCUGAACAGUGACCCUUCAACACCUGUGACCGUGGUUGAUUCUGCAGGUCCUCAGGAGCCUGUGACAACCACCACUGGGGAGCUGAGUGAGGGGGCGUAUGGAGGCACCACGUGGUCAACGGGUGACCCCAUGUCUCUGGUGACUGUAGGCAGACUGGGCCUGCCCACAAGAAGCCCAGGAACAUCUGAAGAUAUCCUAAAUCCAAGCUCCAAGGAGCCCAGCAGCAGCAGCCACAAGGCCAGGAUCACUGUGGGGACUUCUCUUAGGAAGACUCCAAAAGAGACUGCCCCUGUGGAUACCACAGUGGGACUGGCCACCCUUCAGUCCCCGAACACAGGGAGUGUCAGCACCAAACUCCUUCCCUUGCCCACAGGAAACACGAUGACAGCAGAAUCAUCCACAGAAAUGGCAGUAGUUACAAAUAACAUCUCACACUCCACACAUCCAGCUGAGGCCUGGGCUAGUACUUAUUCUGGGACACCAGAAGGGACAAGCCAGUCAAGAGGAACAAUGUCCUCUUUCCACCCAGAAUCAACUUCUGUAGGUGCCACAGGGAAGGUUCAGCAAGUCAGCUCAGGCUUGACUUCAAAGACAACUGAAAUGGACUUGUCCACACGGUUUGGCUCCACCGAGGGGACCGCAGUGGACACUCAUUUCCCCUUGAGCACAUCUUCCACUGGUCUUCAAGACUCUGCAACAAGUUUAGUUAUCUCCAAGGUAGCCACAGGCUCAGUGGCAGAUAAAUCCGAACUUAAAACCACGCCGUGGGUCAGCACCGUGGUCAUUCCUUCCACGGCCUUCAGUACAAAGGCAAUGGCAGUUGAACGACAGACAGGUGGAUCUGUGGGGAAGGCUUAUUCAUCUGGCCCAUGGCCAAAGCAGAUACCUCGGAGUGACCCAAUGUCGAGUGCCUCCCCUGUGAAGCCAGACACAGCUACCACCACCCUCACAACCCACAUUCCUCCAACAGGACCUUGGACUUCUGACAGGUCAGAAGGCUCAGCCACUAUCAGCCUCACCAGUAUGGCAAAAGAGACAACUGGUUCCUCUAUAGCUGCUACUUCCCCUUUGGUGGGGCCCAAUUCUGAGUCCAUCACUGGACUGGAGACCACUGAAAUGGCAUCUCCACCUGGGGUCCCUUCUGUGACAUCAUAUCCGACAGAACUAACAAGCAAGGGUGGGGCUCUCACCUUGGUGAUCAUCACCUCCAGCCCCAGGGGAGCAAGGUCAGUUUCAACUAUAAUGACUAGCCCGGAGAGGAAGUCCAGGGCCACAGGCAGCACCCAAGCACCAGGGACCUCUCCAUGGACUGUCACAGACACAGCUGUCCAGUCACAUGUCACUGGUUUGCCCAAAGUCAGUUCUACAGGGAGGACACUUUCCUCCUCAGCAGUGGCUACUGGAACAGCUGAACAACAAACAAGUGUAUCUGUGGGUGCGGCUUAUUCAUCUGCUAUCACACGGUCAGACAAGACAACUGGGAGUGAUCUGAUUCAUGGUGCAUCUCUAGAAGCCACAGACACAUUGCAUCUCACCUCCAGAGAACAAACCACAUCGGCAACUCUGACAUUUAAAAGCCAAGCCAUCACCAGCCCUACCAAUGAUGCUUCAGGAGGAAAAAUGAACUCUUCACCAUCUGGUGUAUUUCCUUCAAUGGAGUCUAAGAUGCUGGUGGCCGUCACAAGUGUAACGACUAGUAAGGCUGCCUCUAUGACUGAGCAACUGUCACAGACCUCAUUUCCUGCAGAAGCGAGCAUGAUGAGUACGACCACAGCCCCCCCUCCACGUGUCAUCACCACUAUCACCACUAUGGGAACCAACUCAGUCCUGACUACCAUGUCCAACCCAGAGAGGAGAGAGAGCACCAUGGACAGCACCCUGGCUACAGAGACCAGCACAUCUGCCAUGGAGCAUCCUUCCACCUGGUCAUCCACAACUGCUUCUGCCCCAACAUCAGGCUCCUCGGCUAUGAAAGACAUAACUUCAAUUUUGAAAGUCACAGGUUCUCCCAAAACAACUUCUGCAAUGGGCACAACUUCAUCCUUAGCAUCAAGCACAGAAUCAGGCUCUUUAUCUACUCCCCAUGGCAUUAUGACUGUUACUGGAACCAGCCCAGCCAGUCCAUCUUCUCAUGCUUCAGCUGAAGAUAUGAGGUCCACAAAUAUGAGAACAUUGACUCCUUCAGACACAACUGCAUCUAUGCCCAUUUCAACUUCUGGUAUCGAGAAGAUGAACACCUUACUUCCUGACAUUUUAGACACAAGUUGGACUACCAGUAAAAGAAAUAUGGAAGUUCUGCCUGGUUCAAUGGCUUUCACUGACCAUCCAAAUACAAAGACUGACCCCAAUAUCCUCCUAUCCAUUUCACUGCCUGAUUCUCUGCCCACACAUGACUGGACUACUGGGAAACCUGUGUCACCAGCCACAACCACUACCUCCACUCCUCAAGGGGACACAACUCAAAAAUUCAAUGUAAUGAACACGAUCAGACCAACUACCUCAUACAUACCAUUCUUUACAACGGAAACAGGUAUAGCUCCUUCGCUAAGUUACACUCCUACAAAUGAAGAGAGAAGAACAGAGAAAUACACCAAUGACAACAUAUCUACCCCAACACUUCCUCAGUCCAUGAGGUCAUCAGAUACCACCAGGGGCCGUAUAAUGAAAGUUGUGACAAAUGGUGAAAAACUAACCAUGAGUGAACAGAAUGGUACUACUAGGACUACAUCUGAGGGCACGCUAGCCUUGGGUACCUCAGCCAUAGCAUCAAGGGCAGAGAUGCACUCGGCUGCGACUCAGGGUUCUAGACACUCAGAGACGACCACUAGCAUGGACAGACAUUCAGAGGAUGUGUCACACCCAAGCCCUUCCUCUGAGCAGGACAUCAGCUCUCCAUCUUCCCUGGUGCCUUUAUCUUCCAUGACCUCAUCCUCUACAGUGUCCCCCACACUGCCAACCAGUAAUCCUCCUUCUCUUGUACCUGUCACGUCACCUCUCACCCAUGGCCUGCUGAGGACCCACAGCACUUGGAACACAAGCUUGGAAGGUGUGAUCAGUUCACCCUCAGGUCUGAGUAAAACCUCAGUAGAGAUUCAGGCCUCGUCUGAAGACUCUACUGAUACAGAGGCCACUCACCUUCCCCAAAACACAGCAGUGACCUACGUAACGACCCUCAGUUCUGCAUGGGAAUCUAACCCCGUGGCCCCAGCAGGCUUACAGCCAGACACGGGCACAUCUCAUGUCAAGACCUCCUCCAUUGGUGGGGAUGCAAUGGCUUCCACAAAAUGGUCAGGCCUCUCUGGAACCACGGAGACUGAGACACCAUCAAAGAUGUCCCUGGCCCCAGACCCAUGGGAAACCAACACGUUCCGGCACACCAGCUCAGCCACAGAGGAAAUGACUGGCCCUUCCAGGGUGUCCACAGGUACUAAUACUGAGGCCACCAGGACAGGCAUCAUGUUCUUUAGCAGGGCAUCCACCCUGGGCCCUGUUCAGCUCACGAUGUCACCAGACUUCCCCACAGAAAUCAACACCAGGCUCUCUCUUUCCCCCGUCAUGACAGAAUCUGAACCUAUAACCAUGGACACUAUAAACAUUCCCUUAGAGGCUAUACCCCAAGGCACACUAGUCUGGGAUACAUCAGCCACAGCAUCAGGGGCACAGACACACUCAGCCAUGACUCAGGGUUCUCCACGCCCAGAGAUGGCCGCUAGCGGGGACAGAGGUUCUGAAGAUGAGUCACUCGCCAGCCCUUCCUCUGAGCAGGACAUCAGCUCUACAUCUUCCCUGGUGCCAUCUUUACAAGGUAUGUCCUUGACUUCUGCAGUGUCCCCCACACCUCCAGCCAGUAGUUCUUAUCCUUCUGACUCUGUCACCUCACCUCUCACCACUGGCCUGCCGAGGACCCACAUCACAUGGGGUAUGAGCUCGGAAGGUGUGAACAGUUCACCCUCAGGUCUGAGUCAGACCUCAGUCGAUGUAUGGGCCCCAUCUGAAGUCUCUACCACUACAGAAGCUAUUCACCCUCCCAAAACCACAGCAGUGACCCACAUGGGGACCCUCAGUACUGCAUGGGAAGCCCACUCCUCAGCCCCAGCUGUCUCAGAGACAGCCACUGGCACAACUCCGAUUGAGACCUCCCCCACUGGUGGGACCACAAUGGCUGUCACACCAAUGCCUGGCUUCUCUGGAACCACGGAGACUCAGACACAGUCAAAGUCCUCCCUGGCCCCGCAACCACAGGAAACCAUCACAUCCCAGCACACCACCUCAGCUACAGAGGAAAUUACCGUCCCUUCCGAAGUGUCCACUGGUACUAGGUCUGGGGUCUCCAGGACAGUGUUCAUCUCCCGGAGUGGAACUUCCAUCCCUGUCCCUACUCGGGCCACAGUGUCACCAGGCAUCCCCAUGGGAAUCAACACCAGGCUCUCUGCCUCACCAGUCAUGGCAGAAUCUUCACCUAUAGCCAAGGCCACUGAAACCAUUCCCCCGGAAGCUAUAUCCCAGGGCAUGCUAGCCUGGGGCACAUUAGCGACAGCCUUGGAGCCUCAUACGCUCUCGGCUGUGACUCAGGGUUCUCCACUUUCAGACGUGACCACUAGCAUGGACAGGCGAUCUGAGGGUGUGUCACUCUCAAGCCCUUCUUCUGAGCAGGACGUCAGCUCUCCAUCUUCCUUGGUGCCUUUACAUGCCAUGACCUCGUCCUCUGCAGUGUCCUCCACUCUCCCAGCCAGUAGUCCUUUUCCUUCUGACUCUGUCACCUCACCUCUCACCGCUGGCCUGCCGAGGACCCACAUCACAUGGGGUACGAGCUCAGAAGGUGUAACUAGUUCACCCUCAGGUCUCAGUCAAACCUCAGUCGACGUAUGGACCCCAUCUGAAGUCUCUACCACUACGGAAGCUAUUCACCCUUCUGAAAACACAGCAGUGACCCACAAGGGGACCCUCAGUUCCACAUGGGAAUCCCGCUCCUCGGCCCCAGCUGGCUCAGAGAUAGCCACAACCACAGAGGACAUGAGCAUCUCUUCCAAGGUCUCCACUGAGUCUAGUGCCGGGGCCUCCAGGACAGACGCCAUGUUCUCUAGCAGGACAUCCACCCCUGGCCCUGUUCAGCUCACAAUGUCACCAGACAUCCUCACAGAAAUCAACACCAGGCUCUCUACCUCCCCUGUCAAGGCAGAAUCUGAACCUAUAACCAUGGCCACUGAAACUGGUCCCCCAGGGACUUCAUCCCAAGGCACACUAGCCUGGGACACAUCAGACACAGCAUCGGGGGCACAGACACACUCAGCCGUGACUCAAGGUUCUCCACACUCAGAGAUGACCGCUAGCGGGGACAGAGUUUCUGAAGAUGAGUCACCUGCCAGCCCUUCCUCUGAGCAGGACAUCAGCUCUCCAUCUUCCCUGGUGCCUUCUUUACAAGGUAUGUCCUUGACUUCUGCAGUGUCCCCCACACCUCCAGCCAGUAGUUCUUAUCCUUCUGACUCUGUCACCUCACCUCUCACCACUGGCCUGCCGAGGACCCACAUCACAUGGGGUACGAGCUCGGAAGGUGUGAACAGUUCACCCUCAGGCCUGAGUCAGACCUCAGUGGAGAUAUGGGCCAUGCCUGAAGCCUCUACCACUACAAAUGCAAUGCCCCCUUCUGAAAACACAGCAGUGUCCCAGGUGGGGACCCUCGGUACCUCAAGGGAAUCCCACUCCUCGGCCCCAGCUGGCUCAGAAUCAGCCACAGGCACAUCUCUAGUCAAGACCUCCUCCCUCGAUGGGGACACCAUGGUUUCCACUCCAAUGCCUGACCUCUCUGCAACCACGGAGACAAAGGCACAGUCAAUGUCGUCCCAGGCCCCAGAACCACGGGAAACUGGAACAUCCCGCCAUACCAGCUCAGCCCCAGAGGAAAUCACCGUCCUUUCCGAGCUGUCCACUGGUAAUAGUGCUGAGGCCUCUAGGACAGCUGUCAUCUCCCCUAGCAGGACAUCCAUCCCUGGACCUGGUCGGCCAGCGUUGUCACCAGACAUCCCCACGGGUAUCAACAGCAGGCUCUCUAUCUCACCUGUCAUCGCAGGAUCCUCACCCAUAUCCAACACCACCAAAACACCAAGGCCACUGAAAACCAUUCCCCCGGAAGCUAUAUCCCAGGGCAUGCUAGCCUGGGGCACAUUAGCGACAGCCUUGGAGCCUCAUACGCUCUCGGCUGUGACUCAGGGUUCUCCACCUUCAGACGUGACCACUAGCAUGGACAGGCGAUCUGAGGGUGUGUCACUCUCAAGCCCUUCUUCUGAGCAGGACGUCAGCUCUCCAUCUUCCUUGGUGCCUUUACAUGCCAUGACCUCGUCCUCUGCAGCGGGGACAGAGUUUCUGAAGAUUGAGUCACCUGCCAGCCCUUCCUCUGAGCAGGACAUCAGGCUCUACAUCUUCCCUGGUGCCUUCUUUACAAGCUCUACCACUACAAAUGCAAUGCCCCCUUCUGAAAACCCAGCAGUGUCCCAGGUGGGAACCUCGGUACCUCAAGGGAAUCCCACUCCUCGGCCCCACAGGGACAUCCAUCCCUGGACCUGGUCGGCCAACGUGUCACCAGACAUCCCCACGGGUAUCAACAGCAGGCUCUCUAUCUCACCUGUCAUCGCAGGAUCCUCACCCAUAUCCAACACCACCAAAACAGUUCCCCGACCGACUACAUCCCAAGGCAGUAUAGCCUGGGACUCAUCAGCCACAGCUUCGUGGACAGAGAUGCACUCAGCUGUGACUCAGAGUUCUCCACACUCAGAUGGGACUACGAGCGUGGACAGGGUUUCUGAGGAUAUGUCACACAGAAGCCCUUCCACUGAGCAGGACAUCAGCUCUCCAUCUUCCCUGGUGCCUUUACAUGCUAUGACCUCGGCCUCUGCAGUGUCUCCCACACUGCCAGCCAGUAGGCCUUCUCCUCUUGCUCCUGUCACCUCACCACCUCUCACCACUGGCCUGCCAACAAUCCACAGAACGUGGGGCAUGAGCACAGAAGGUGUGAUCAGUUCACCCUCAGUUCUGACCAGCACGUUAGUGGACACUUGGGCCACAUCUGAAGCCUCUACCCCUACAGAGGCCAUUCAUCCUCCUGAAUACACAGCAGUCACCCAUGCGGCAACCCUCCUUUCUGCCCAGGAAUCCCACUCCUCGUCCCCAGCCUCAUCAGAACCAGCCACAGGAACAUCUCCAAUAGAGACCUCCUCCAUCGGUCAGGACACACGGCUUCCACACCAGUGCCUGCCCUCUUGGGAAACCACAGAGAAGGAAACAGUGUCAUCGUCAUCCCUGGCCCCGGAACUGUGGGAAUUGGACUCCUUUCGGCACACCAGCUCAGCCACGGAGGAAAUCACCAUCCCCCCUGAGCCCACAAUGUCCCCUGACAUCCCAUGGGAAUCACACCAGCUCUCUACCUCCCUCAUUGAGGCAGAAUCUGCACAUAUAAUCAUGGCCACCAGACAGUUCCCCCCAGGAGCUACCUCCAGGGUGACCACUAGCAUGGAAAGUUCUGAGAAUGAGACACACACAAGACCUUCCUCUGAGCAAGACAUCAAUUCUCCAUCUUCCCUGGUGCCUUUUCAUGCCAUGACUCACUUCUGCAGUGCCCCCCACUCUGCCAGCCAUGGUCCUUCUCUGGUUCCUGUCACCUCACCUCUCACCCCUGGCCUGAUGAGGACCCCCAGCACGUGGGGCAUGAGCUCAGAAGGGGUGACCAGUCACCCUCAGGUUCUGACCAGCAUCUCAGUGGUGGAGACUCGGGCCACGUCUGAAUACUCUACUGCUACAGAGGCCAUUUCCCAUGCCGAAAACACAGCGAUGACUCAACGAUCCCUCAGUUCCACAUGGGAAUCCCACUCCUCGGCCCCAAAUGUCUCAGAGCCAGCCACAGGAAUGUCUCCAGUCGAGACCUCCUCCCUCAGUGGGGAACCGGCUUCCCACACAAAUGUGGCCUCUUUGGGAACCACGGAGACUGAGAUACAGUCAGAGUCGUCCCUGGCCCUGGAACCACGGGAAACCAGCACAUCCUGGCACAUCAGCUCAGCCACAGAGGAAAUCACCGUCCCUCCUGAGGUGUCCACUGGUACUAGUCCUGAGGCCACCAGGACAGCCGUCAUGUCCCCCAGCAGGACAUCCAUCCCUGGCCCUGGUCAGGCCACAGUGUCACCAGACAUCCCCACAGAAAUCAAAACCAGGCUCUCUACCUCCCCUGUCAAGGCAGAAUCUGAACCUAUAACAAUGACCACUGAAACUGUCCCCCUGGGUGCUACACCCCAGGGCACACUAGCCUGGGACACAUCAGCCCCAGCAUCAGGGGCACAGACACACUUGGUUGUGACUCAGGGUUCUCCACGCUCAGAGAUGACCGCUAGCGUGGACACAGGUUCUGAGGAUGCGUCACCCACCAGCCCUUCCUCUGAGCAAGACAUCAGCUCUCCAUCUUCCUUGAUGCCUUUACCUGCCAUGUCCUCGAUUUCUGCAGUGUCUCCCACACUGCUAGCCACUAGCCCUUCUCCACCUGAUCAUGUCACCUCAUCUCUCACCCCUGACCUGCUGACGAUCCCCGGUACAUGGGACAUGAGCUUGGAAGGUGUGACCAGUUCACCCUCAGGUCUAAGUAGCACAUUAGUGGACAUCCGGACCUCACCUGAAGCCUCUUCCACUAUAGAGGCCAUUUACCUUCCUGAAAGCACAGCAGUGACCCACGUGGGGACCCUCAGUUCUCCUCCAUGCGAUGCCUGGCUUCUCUGGAACCACACAGACUGUGACAUUGUCAGUGUCAUCUCUGGCCUGGAACCAUGGGAAAGUGGCAUGUAUGCCCACACCAGCUCAGCUCCGACUUCACCUCGAGAAUCAAACACCAAGCUCUCUACCUCCCCCAUCGUGGCAGAAGCUGCACCUAAAACCAUGGAGACUGAAACUGUUCCCCUGGCGGCUACAUAGGGCACAUUUCCUUGGAACACAUCAGCCACAGCCUCGGGGGCUCAUAUGCACUCGGGUAUGACUCAGGAUUUCUACGGAGCAGAGAUGACCACUACUUCUCAGUGUCCAACACACUGCCAGCCAGUAGUCCUUUUCCUUCUGACUCUGUCACCUUACCUGUCACACUGGCCUGCUGAGGUCCCACAGCCCAUGGGUAUGAGCUCAGAAAGUGUGACCAGUUCACCUUCAGGUCUGAGUCAGACCUCAGUGGAAAUACAGGACACGUCUGACGCCUCUACAACUGCCAAGUCCAUUCACCCUCCCGAAACACAGCAUGCUGAGGCCUCCAGGACAGACAUCAUGUCCCCCAGCAGGACAUCUGCCUGGCCCUGUUCUGCCACAAUGUCACCAGACAUCCCCUAUGGAAUUCACACUGGGCUUUCUACCUCUUCCCCUAGUGUUGAUAUUGGAAAAGUCACCAUCAUCACCAAGAAAGGGACUGAUGGCAUCGUGGAGCGUAUUACAAAGAUACCCAAUGAAGCAGCCCACGGAGGUGUCACAGGACCAGUCCAUGUACAUGUGGCACCCACAUCAUCUGCCAGUCCUACAGGACUACCAACAGACUGGAUGGAGAGAGCAGAGACCACAGCUCUGAAGACCACCUCUACAGCAACUCUGACCACUACUGUCUCUACCCCCACUUCGGGAACGUGGACUCUCCUCAGGACAUCAGGCAAGGUGACCAGCACAAGCACAAGAGGAGCGAUCAUUUCAACCCCAGAUAUUUCCUCUGAUGUUCUACAGAUGACCGCCUCAUUGGCCACCAUACCUGGAGCAGAGACCAGCACAGAAGUUCCCAGGACAACCCCAUCUGUUUUCAAUAGAGGCUCACAGACUACACCCUCACUGGUCCCUAGUUCUGAUGCAGAGAACGGUCCAGCUUCUCCAACUCUGGCUGUUUCCCUUGGUGAGCCAGAGACCACAACCUCACGAGCCUUUCAUUCUGCAGAGACCAGCUUGACUGGUUCCAGGGCAACCCUGAGUGUUUCCCGCAUCGAAUCAGACAGCACACCCCCAACAGCUACUGGUUCUGGGGAAAAAGUCAGUUUAGCAGUUCCAACUCUGACUGUCUUUCCUGGUGUACCAGAAAUGGUGACCUCACUGGUAACUAGUCCUGGGGCAGAGAUGAGCACAGUUAUUUCAACUCUGACUGACUCCCAAGAUGAACCAGAGACCAACACCUCAUGGGUCACCCAACCUGGGGCACUGAGCAGUUCAUCUAUUCUAGUUCCAAGUGUCCUUCCUGGUGAGCCAGGGCUGGUGACCUCAAUGGAUACUAGUUCUGGAGCAGAGACCAGCCCAACUGAUCAAACUGCGACUACUUCCCCUGGUGAGCCAAAUGCAGCAGCCUCAUUGGUUACCCAUCCUGAGGCACAGGCCAGUUCAGCCAUUCCAACUCCAGCCAUUUCCCCUGGUGUAUCAGGGGUGGGAAUCUCACCAGUUACCAGUUCUGGAGCAGAGACCAAUACAACUUUCACAACUCUGACUGAUUCUCCACAUGAACCAGAGACAACAGCCUCAUGGGUCACCCCUCCUGGGACAGAAGCCAUUUCCACUGUUGCAACUUCAACUGUUUCCCCUGGUGAGCCAGAUGCAACAGCCUUGUGGGUUCAUUCCACAGAGAAUAGCACACCUGUUUCCAGAAUAACUCCAAAUUUUUCCCAAAGUGAAUUAGACACCAUACUCUCAAUGGCCACCACUCCUAGGGUAGAAGCCAGUUCAGCCAUUCCAACAGUGACUGUCUCAUCUGGUGUGCCAGCUACAGUGACCUCCCAGACCACUAGUUCUGGGACAGACACCAGUACAACCUCUUCUACUCUGACUGAAUCCCUGUAUGGAUCAGACACAACAGUCUCCUUGGUCACCCAUCCUGCAGUGUCCAACCCAACGGUUCCCAGGACAACCCCCAGUGUUUCCCAUAGUGAAUCAUAUAGCAAACCCUCAACAGCCACCAGCCUUGAGACAGAAGCCAGUUCAGCUGUUCCAACUACACCUAUCUCCCCUGACGUACCAGAUAUGGUGACCUCACAGGCCACUAGCUCUGGGACAGAUGCCAGUAUGGUUAUUUCAACUCUGACUCUUUCUCCUGGAGAACCAGCGAACACAGUCUCAUGGGUUAAUCAUCCUGGAGCACAGACCAGUUCUUCCAUCCCAACUCUGACCGUCUCCCCUGGUGUAUCAGGAGUGGGGACCUCACUGGUCACUAAUUCUGAGGCAGAGACCAGUAUGAUUUUUCCAACUCUGACUGAUUACCCACAUGAAUCAGAGACAGCCUUACGGGUUACCCAUUCCUCAGAGACCAGCACACCUGUUUCCAGAAUAACUCCAAAUUUCUCCCAUAGUGAAUCAGGUACCACACUCUCAACAGCCACCACUCCCGGGGCAGAAGUCAGUUCAUUUUCAGCUACAACUAUCUCACCAGGCAUACCAGGGUUAGUGACCUUAGUGGUUACCAGUUCUGGGGUAGAGACGAGUACAACUUUUUCAACUCUGGCUGAUUCUCUGCAUGAACUGGAGGCCACAGCCUCAUGGCCAGAUACAGCAGUCUCAUUGGUCACCCAUCCUGCAGAGACCAGCUCAACUAUUCCCAAGGCAACACCCAAUUUUUCUUACAGUGAAUCAGAUACCAUACAUUCAAUAGCUACCAGUUCUGGGGCACAGACAAGUUCAGCCAUUCCAACUCUGACCAUCUCCCCUGGUGUACCAGAGGUAGAAAUCUCACUGGCCACAAGUUCUGGGCCAGAGACAAGUACAACUUUUACAACUCUGACUCUUUCUCCAGGUCAAAUGGAGACCACAGGCUCAUGGGUCACCCAUUCUGAGACAGAGUUCAGUUCAGCUGUUCCAACUCUGCCUGCUUCCCCUGGGGAGCCAGAUACAGUAGUCUCAUUGGUCACCCAUCCUGCAGAGACCAGCCCAACAGUUUCCAGGACAACUCCCAGUGUUUCCCAUAGUGAAUUGUAUACCACAUACACAAUGGCCACCAGCCAUGGGGCAGAAGCCAGUUCGGCUGUUCCAACUCCAACUGUCCCCCCUGGUGUACCAGAUAUGGUGACCUCACAGGUCACUAGUUCUGAGAAAGAUGCCAGUACAGUCAUUCCCACUCUGAAUCUUUCUCCUGAUGAGCCAGGGACCACAGCCUCAACAAUCAUUUAUUCUGAAAUCCAGACCAGCUCAGCCAUUCCAGCUCCACCUGUCUCCUCUACUGUGCCAGAGCUGGUGACCUCACUGGUCACCAGUUCUGGGGUGGAAGCCAGUACAAUGUUUACAACUCUGACUGAUUCCCCACAAAAGGCAGAGAUGACAGCCUCGUGGGUCACCCAUUCUGGGACAGAAACCAGUUCAGCUGUUCCAACUCUGACUAUUUCUCCUGAGGAGACAAAUACAACAGUCUCAUCAGUCACUCAUUCUGAAGAAACUAGCCCAACUGUCCCCAAAACAACUCCAGUUUUUUCCAAAGGUGAACCAGACACCACACAGUCAAUAGCCACCAGCCGUGGGGAAGAAACCAGUUCAGUGGUUCCAACUCCAACUGUCUCCCUUGGUGCACCAGAUAUGGUGGCCUCUCACGUUCCUACUUCUGAGACAGAUGCCAAUAUGACUAUUCCAAGUCUGACUCUUUCUCCUGGUGAACCAGCAACCACAGGCUUAUUGGUCACCCACCCCAGUGCAAAGACAAGUACACAUUUUCCUGGUUCAACUGCUUUUCCUCAUUUACCAGAGACCAUAGCCUCACUCUCCAUCCAACCUGAGCUGGAGAUGAGUACAGCUCCUCCAGUUCGGACUGUUUCCCUCGGUCUACCAGAGACAACAUCCUUCACCACAUCCAUGACGGAGACCAGCAGAGUUGAUCUGGGUCCAACAGUCUCACCUGGUGUUCCUGUAGAAACAGCCUCACUCUCCACCCAUCUUGGCACAGACAUCACAACUAUUUCAACGUCAACUCUUUCCCCUGUGUUAUUGAAGACCACAGGCUUAUUGGCCACCAGCCCUGCAUCAGAGGCCAGCACAGGUGGCCCAACUUUGACUGCUGGUGUUCUUGGGCCUGUCAGUACCCCUGAAACCACUGGUGAGUCUCAUACCUUAACUUCCUGGAGCACAGAACCCUCACCACCUGUGACCUCAGUUGAACUCCUGGAAUUGUUCAAGACUGUGACAGGGGACACUGUGACCUUGAUAGCAUCAGAGACCCCAACACCACCUAAAACCAGUCACAGAGAUGGAUCGAGUCCAACUGCUAUCCUGAAAACCACAACUCCUGAGACCACUAAUUUAGCUGCCACAGGCUCAGGCCCCACCAUGGCGGAGACUGCAGCCACCUUCAAUACAUCUGUGGCAAGUCCCUUUGUCCCUGAGACCUCACCUGGGAUGUCCAUCUUGACCUCUCUGAGUGUGACUUCAGAAACAACUGCAGCCCCUUUCUUGAUGCCUUUUACUGUCAACUUCACCAUCACCAGCCUGCACUACACCGAGGACAUGGGGAACUCGGGCUCUGAGAUAUUCAAUGCCACUGAGAGACACCUGCAGCACCUGCUCAGGACUCUGUUCGAAAACAGCAGUGUUGGUUCCCUCUAUGAUGGCUGCAGGCUGACCUUGUUCAGGGCUGAGAAGGAUGGGACAAGCACCAGGAUAGAUGCAGUCUGUACCUACCGCCCAGAUCCCACCGGCUUCAGGCUGGACAGAGAGCGGCUCUACCAGGAGCUAAGCCAGCAGACCCAUGGCAUCACUCAGCUGGGCCCCUACACCCUGGACAGGAACAGUCUCUGUGUCAACGGUUAUAACCAUCAGUACUGGACCCCCACCACCAGCACUCUGGUGACCUCCACAUUUUCUCCAGGACCGUCGAUAUCUCUGCCCCCCACCCCCAGCUCUACAGGUAGGAUUGUGGGCCCAGCCCUGGUGCCAUUCACCCUCAACUUCACCAUCACCAACCUGCUCUGCACCCCAGACAUGAGGCACCCAGGCUCCAUGAAGUUCAACUCCACUGAGAGGGCCCUGAAUCGCCUGCUUGGUCCCUUGUUCAAGAACACCAGUAUUGGCCCACGGUACUCUGGCUGCAGACUGACCUUGCUCAGGACUGAGAAGGGUGGAAGAGCAACAGGAGUGGACGUGAUCUGCACUUAUCAUCCUGACCCCAUGGGCCCUGGGCUGAACAGAGAAGAAUUGUACCAGGAGCUGAGUCAGCUGACCCGCGGUGUCACCUGGCUGGGCACCUACACCCUGGACAGAGACAGUCUCUAUGUCAAUGGUUAUAACCACCGGUACUGGAACCCUACCACCAGCACUCCAGUGACUUCUACAUUCUCUCCAGAAUCUUCCACAUCUCAGCCCCCCAUCCUCAGCUCUACAGGUGUGAGCCUGUCUCUGGUGCCCUUCACCCUCAACUUCACCAUCACCAACCUGCGCUACACAGAGGGCAUGGGGCCCCCGGGAUCUGAGCUAUUCAACUCUGUGGAGAGGAUCUUGAAUCGUCUGCUCAAACCCUUGUUCCAGAACAGCAGCAUUGGGCCCCUCUAUUAUGACUGCAGAUUGACCUUGCUCAGGCCUGAGAAAAAGGGAACAGCCACUGGAGUUGAUGCUGUCUGUACUCACCAUCCUGACCCCAUGGGUCCUAAGCUAGACAGAGAGAAGCUGUACUGGGAGCUGAGCCAUCAGACCCAUGGUGUCACCCAGCUGGCCUCCUUCACCCUGGACAAGAACAGCCUCUAUGUCAAUGGUUAUACCCACUGGACCUCAGCCCCCACACCCAGUGACUAUUCAUCCUUAGCUCCUGUGACCCCUGUGCACUUCCCAGGGACCUCGAUGGUGCCAGCCCACUUCUCCAGCUCCACAGCUGCUGGUCCUGCCCCAGUGCCCUUCACCCUGAACUUUACCAUCAUCAACCUGCACUACACGAAGGACAUGCAGCCGAGCUCGGCAAAGUUUAACUCCACAGAGUCAGCUCUACAAUGCCUGCUCAAGCCCUUGUUUGCCAACAGCAGCAUUGGUCCGCUCUACAUUGGCUGCAGAGUGACCACACUAAGGCCUGAAAGGGGUGGAACAGCCACUGGAGUUGACGCUGUCUGCACCUACCGACCUGGCCCUUCGGGUCUCCAGCUGGACAGGGAGCGCCUCUACUGGGAACUGAGCCGCCAGACCCACGGUGUCACCCAGCUCGGUUCCUACAUCCUGGACAGGGACCGUCUCUAUGUCAACGGUUACACCAGAUCACCACUGACCCCCAUCCCCAGUGUUCCUGUGAUUUCUACACCCUCAGGAACCUCAGUAGCUCCAAUCUCCUUCUCCAGCUCUACAGUCUCCGGCCCUGACCUGGUUCCAUUCACCCUCAACUUCACCAUCACCAACCUGCGCUACACAGAGAGCAUGCAGCUUAUGGGUUCAGCCAAGUUCAACGAAAUAGAGAAGGUCUUGCAGAGCCUGCUCAGACCCUUAUUCAAGAACACCAGUGUCGGCCCCCUCUACUCUGGCUGCAGACUGACCUCGCUCAGGCCCGAGAAGGCUGGAGCAGCCACCAGGGUGAACACAAUCUGCUCCUACCGCCCCGACCCUGCGGGCCGCGGGCUGGAUAGAGAGAAGCUGUACUGGGAGCUGAGCCGGCUGACCCGUGGUAUCACCUGGCUGGGCCCCUACACCCUGGAGCAGGACAGUCUCUGUGUCAGUGGCUACACCCACCAGACACCAGUAACCGCCCCCAGUGGCCCUGCCGCGUAUCCAUCCCGGGCCUGACAGCCUGGCCUCUCCUCUCCCUCCCCUGCUGCAGCCACGGGACAUCCCCUUGUGCCUUUCACCCUCAACUUCACUAUCACCAACCUACACUACGCUGAGGACAUGCAGCCUCCUGGAUCCUUGAAAUUUAACACCACGGAGAGGUCCCUGCAGCGCCAGCUCGGACCCUUGUUCCAGAACACCAGUGUGGGCCCCCUGUACUCAGGCUGCAGACUGACCUUGCUCAGGCCCGAGAAGGAUGGGGCAGCCACUGGAGUGGACGCCGUCUGCACCCACCGCCCUGACCCCACGGGCCCUGGGCUGGACAGAGAGAGGUUGUACCAGGAGCUGAGCCAGCUGACCCAUGGUGUCACCAGGCUGGGUCCCUACACCCUGGAUCCCAACAGUCUCUACAUCAAUGGUUUCACCCACCAGACGCGGGCCACCACCCCCAGCAGUGAGUAUUCAGAGGCUUCAGAAGUCCCUGCAAGCACCUUCCGGGAUGACAGACUCUCCAUCCGUGGUGCGGGCUGUGCGGGCUGUGGGUCUCCUGCUCGCUGUGGGUUCUGCAGCAGCAGGCGCUGCAUGAAUUCAGACUUCCCCUGGGGCUCACAUUUCCUGUGCUUUGGGCAAGGUUUUGGUCUCUCCGGAGAUGUCUUCCGGAUUGUCUUCCUUGUCACACCCAACCGGCUUCAGCCACCACCCCCAACAAUGGGGGCUGCUCAGUCAGCCAGGCCUUCCCUCCUGUUCCCCCCCUUCUGGACGGGAAGUCCAGAAGACAUGUAUGGAAAUGUGGGCCGAGCUGGAGCCACUGGCCCCGCUCUGGUGUCCUUCACCCUGAACUUCACCAUCACCAACCUGCACUACACUGAGGACAUGGGGCACCCCAGUUCCUUGAAGUUCAACUUCACCAAGAGGAUCCUCCAGCACCAGCUCAAGCUCCUGCUCAGUAAGACCAGUGUCGGCCCCCUCUACGCUGGCUGCAGGCUUGCCUCGCUCAGGCUUGAGAAGGGUGGUGCAGCCACUGGAGUGGACAUCGUCUGCACCGUCCACUCUGACCCUGCGGGCCCCGGGCUGGACAGAGAGCGGCUAUACUGGGAGCUGAGCCGUGAGACCCGUGGCAUCACCCGGCUGGGGCCCUUCACCCUGGACAGGGACAGCCUCUGUGUCAAUGGUUACACCUAUGGAGCCACAGCCCCAACUACCACUGCUGGGGAGGCCCGUGAGGAGCUGUUCACACUGAACUUCACCAUCGACAACCUGCGCUACUCAGCGGACAUGGGCCGCCCCGGCUCCCUCAAGUUCAACAUCACAGAUACCCUCAUGCAGCACCUGCUGGGCCCAUUGUUCCAGAAGAGCAGUCUGGGUACCCGAUAUACAGGCUGCAAGGUCACCUCACUAAGGUCUGUGAAGAAUGGUGCCAAGACGAGGGUGAACAUCCUCUGCACCUACCGGCAGCACCCCAGCAGCCCGGGUCUACUUGCAAAACAGGUAUUCCAUGAACUGAGCAGGCAGACCCGUGGCAUCACCCGGCUGGGCCCCUAUUCACUGGACAAGGACAGCCUCUACCUCAAUGGUUAUAACGAGCGUGGUCCAGAUGAGCCUCCCACAACUCCUGAGGCAGCCACCACAUUCCUGCCUAGUUCAUCAUCACCUGUGCAACCAGAAGCCACCACAGCUAUGGGACACAACCUGAAGACCUUCACACUGAACUUGACCAUCUCCAACCUCCAGUAUUCAACAGACAUGAGCCACAGCUCAGCUACAUUCAACUCCACCAAGAGGACCCUGCAGCACCUGCUUGGAUCCUUGUUCCAGAAGAGCAGCCUGGGCCCCUUCUAUUCAGGUUGCAGAUUAAUCUCCCUCAGGCCUGAGAAGGAUGGGGUAGCCACUCAUGUUAAUGCCAUCUGCACCUAUCACCAUGACCCCAUGGGCUACAGGCUGGACCGAGAACAGCUUUACUGGGAGCUAAGCCAGCUGACCCAUGGUGUCACCCAGAUGGGCAUCUAUACCCUGGUCAGGGACAGCCUCUUCGUCAAUGGCUACGCACCCCAGAAUUUAUCUAUUCAGAAUGAGUAUCAGCUGAAUUUCCGCAUCCUCAACUGGAACCUCAGCAACUCAGACCCUGCAUCCUUGGAGUACACAACCCUGCUGAGAGACAUCCAGGACAAGGUCACCAAACUCUACAGAGGCAGCCAGCUACAAGACAUUUUCCGCUCCUGCCUGGUCACCAGCUUGACGUUGGACUCCAUGUUGGUCACCAUCAAGGCUCUGUUCUCUUCCAAUGUGGACCCCAGUAUGGUGAAGCAAGUCUUUCUAGACAAGACCCUGAAUGUCUCAUCCCACUGGCUUGGUGCCACCUAUCAGCUGGCAGAUUUGCAUGUGACAGAAGUGGAGUCAACAGCUCAUCUACCAACAGACAGACCAACAAGCAGUCCCACCUCUCAGCACUUCCAGCUGAAUUUCACUGUCACCAACCUACUCUAUUCCCAAGACUUAUCCCAGCCCAACACCACCAAACACCAGCGGAACAAGAGAAGUAUCGAGAAUGCGCUCAACCAGCUCUUCCGAAACAGCAGCAUGAAGAGUUAUUUCUCUGACUGUCAAGUUUUAGCAUUCAGGUCUGUCCCCGACAGCAACCACACUGGGGUGGACUCCAUCUGUAACUUUUCACCAUUGGCUCGGAGACUGGACAGAAUUGCCAUCUAUGAGGAGUUCUUGAGGCUGACCCAAAAUGGUACCCAGCUGCAGAAUUUUACCCUGGACAGAAACAGUGUCCUUGUGGAUGGGUAUUCUCCCAACAGAAAUGAUGUCUUGACUGAGAAUUCAGACCUCCCCUUCUGGGCCAUCAUCCUCAUUUGCUUGGCGGGACUCCUGGUACUCAUCACAUGCCUGAUCUGCUGUUUCCUGGUCACCAUCCGCCUGCGGAAGAAGGAGGGAGACUACGAGGUUCAGCAACACAGCCUGGGCUAUUACCUGCCACACCUAGACCUGAAGUUGCAGUGAGCUCUGCCUGCGGCUCCAAGGGAGCUUGGCUGGAAUAGAAUAAACCACAUU
Lynx canadensis (Canada lynx) is the source of this 21570-nucleotide messenger RNA. Its product is annotated as mucin-16-like. The record is from RefSeq and is a predicted model, not a curated record. NCBI's taxonomy places the organism in Eukaryota, Metazoa, Chordata, Mammalia, Carnivora, Felidae.